This is a messenger RNA of Ictidomys tridecemlineatus (thirteen-lined ground squirrel), 1165 nucleotides long. The record is from RefSeq and is a predicted model, not a curated record. Lineage: Eukaryota; Metazoa; Chordata; Mammalia; Rodentia; Sciuridae.
GUCUCCUCCAGAAUCCACGAGAGAAUCAUUAAGAUAUUUUCAAAAUGGAAAAUUUCCAUAUCAAGGAAUUUUAUCUACUUCCCAAAUGUCCUCAAAGGAUGAAGAAGAAGGCUGGGUACACAGUGUGCGCUAAAGAAGGAAUGUUUGAAUUGAACUGAAUCCCUGCAGAACGCAGACCAUUUAGAGACACUGAGUUUGGACUUGGUUGAAUACCUGCCUUAGGUUGGCCCAAUUAGCAGUGAACAAGAAUGGACGAAGAGAGAUAUGGCAAGUUUCAAAAUGGCAAACCAAAGACUUUAUCGAAUAAGCCAGAUAAGCCUGAGAAAGGAAUAGCUGCUGAUGGUGAAGAGGUUUUUGAUUACACCGGGCAAUCCAAAUUUGUCCUAAAGAACCUUCGGUAUUACUCAGUUCAUCCAAAUUUGGCCCGGUACUAUGAACCUUUGAAAUCCACUGUACUACAGAAAUUCCUGGAUCAAAACAGGAAAACCACCAGCUUCAUGUUAAAAGUAACCGAGUUUGAUCAGGAUUUGACCUUACUGAUUAUGACCAACAACCCACCUCCCUACUCAAUCAACCAGCAGGAAAAGGAUGGCACUCCAAAAUACUUUUCCCAGAAGUUACUGCUCGAGGAAAUUCAUCAUAAUCAAAAACCCAGCGAGAACUUUUUCCUGCCCCUGAUGUCUCAGAAAAAAAAGUUAAGAUCCAGACUAAAACCAAUCUUCCCUAUGAAACGGCCAGACGAUCCUACAUCCAAGCGAGAACAAUGGUUUAGGUUUUCCACUGACAAUGACUUCAAAAGUGAAGGAAAAUAUUCAAAAGUGUUUGCUUUGAAGAAACAGAAAAAAAUGUACCCUCAGCUCAGUUUUGCUCCAGUCUGUGAAAGGGAUAUGAGGAAAAAUGUUUCCAAGAAGUCUGUGAAUGAAAUGCUGACUCCCCAGAUGCUUUGGGAACCACUCACACUUUCAUCGCUGCUAGAAGAGAAGCCCACCAGAAUUGUGCCAGGGGAAAGCUCCUUCCGCAACGGAAAGGCUCAACAGUGGAUUAUCAAAAAUGCCACUGUCAUUAAGUGAAAAAAAAAAACCUCUUAAGGCCUCCCGCCUAGUUCUCCAGGGAUAGGAGGAGUCUGCAGAAAUCGCUGACCAAAUAAAAUCACAUUGCAGCUGCC